Messenger RNA from Rotaria sordida, 3252 nucleotides. The record is from the annotation of a GenBank genome assembly. NCBI's taxonomy places the organism in Eukaryota, Metazoa, Rotifera, Eurotatoria, Philodinida, Philodinidae.
CCCCCUUAGAUUCCAUCAUAAGACUAUUAACUUGAACUAUAGAAAAAUAUCUAACAAUGAUUCAUCGAUUCGAAUUUUAUCAAAGAACUAUUUGAAAUGAGUCAUUUUUAUAAAUGCUUAAUAAUGAGUCUCGAUUUUUUCCUGAAAAUAGAUAUAGAGAACGAAGUUCUUUUAGUUUUGCUUCGUCUAAUUCCCAUGGUUAAUCAUCUCUCCUAAAAUGACUAUUUAGAAAAAAUCUAUUUUAGAAUUUCUUUGUAGAAUAUCUAAACAAAUUAUUAAAUAGAUUUUUAAUUAAUUGAUUUGAUGAAAAUCAUUUAGUUUUGGUAUUAUUUCAAAGAUAAUUUAUGUAAAAAUCAUUGAACAUUUGUUUAUAAUAUUUAGUCUCAGUUUGUUGAACUAUUUUUUUUUCUAUUGUCGUUGAUUUUGUCAAAUAUUGACAUAUUAUUUAUGCAUAAGAAGAUCAAUUUGAUAUCAUUGCUUUUUGAAUAUUAAAUAAUAAAAAACUAAAAGAGACUUUUCAAUAUAAAAUUUAUAUUUGAAAUCGAUUUGUAGAAAAGAUAAUUUCUUAUUAUUGAAAUUGAUUUCUAUAGUUGUUUAUGUUUAUGAAUAAAUUUUUGAAAUCAAUUGAUAAUAGAAGAUUGAUCAAUUAAGUAAAUAAUAUGCUUCUAAUCAGAUUGAAUAAAAAGAAAAAAAAAUAUAUUUCGUUUGAAUGAUGAUCUUAAGUGAAAUUUGAGCCUGUUUCUGUUCAAUGUAAUAUAAAUAAUAAUGAUUGAAUGUAAUUUUAUGAUAGAUAUUAAAUAUAAAAAUAAAUAUUUUAGAAAUUCAAAUGAAAUGAAAAUAAAUGCUGGUGUUCGUCGUAAUUGUUUAUCUUUAUCAAGAUCUUAUUCAACUGGUUUAAAUCAAUCUUCAAAUAAAGAAUCAUGUUAUACUAUUAUAUCAGUAUCUGAUAAUUCAAAACAAAUAGUAGAUUGUCAAAUAAUUAUUGUUAAUAUUCAUCAAAAGUUUGAUUUUUUUUUAAUCAGAACAAAAAACAAUGAGAUUAAAAAUAUUUAUUUUUUAAAUAAAUCUGGAUAUUAUGCAGAAGAAAUUUCAUCUCAUCUUGUUUAUCAUGGUUUAUCAACAUCUGUAAUACUUCUUCGAAAAGAUUAUACAUUAACAGAAGCAAUUAAAAAUGCAGCACGUGAAAAAUCUCUUUAUGGAAUAAUUGCAAUGCCAAUGGAUGAAAAACGACGUACUGCAUCAUUUCAUAUUCUUUAUGGACAAACAGAAGAACAUCGUAAUUUAAAAUUACAAGAUGGUUAUUAUAUUAUUUUAACAAAUUUUACUUGUUAUAAACAAUGGUUUCGAAAUGAAGAAAUUAAUUUAAAUGAUUGUCGAAAUAAAAAUAUUCCAUCAAUUGGUUUUGUCGAACCGACAUUAUCAUAUGAAGACAAAUUAUCAUUAUCAAAAGUAUUACGUCGUUUAGCUGAUGGAAAACAAUUAAAAUUAGAAGAAAUUGAUCAUGUAAUUGCUUAUUUACUUGAAGUGCCAUUUGUAUAUUUAUGGCAUACGCCUUUAACAAAUGGUGAUGAUACACCAACAGCUCUAUUAAUGUUAAACUUUAUAUUGGAACGUAUUUCAAAUGAUAUAUUUCGUUUUAUUUCAUCAAAACCACCACCAUCACAAACAAUGAAACAACAAUUAACACCUCAACAAAUUACAAAUUUGAAAGUAUUAACUGGUGGUAGUAUUAAAAUUAAUCAUGAUUUAGUUCGUGAUGCAUUUAUUAUAUUAAAUGAUCAAAACGUCAAAGUUAAAACUAAACGGAUGUCACCAUGGGCAAAAUAUUUUUAUUAUUCAUUGAAAAACAAAGUAACAAUAUUAGCACCUGUUACAUUUUUGGUUUCCAACGAUAAUGAUGAUGAUGAUGAUGAUGAUGAUGAUGAAGACGAAGAAUUUGCUGGUGCAUCAAUUAGUUCUGAACCAAGUCUUUUCGUUAAGUAUAGUUGCUUUUCAAAUCAAGCAAAUCUCUGUAUUGAGUGGGUUGGCGACGGAUGUGAGACUAUUAUGGCGUCCAUGUUGGUUGAUCUUGGUAAAAUUGGUGCACAACAGUUAACAUGGACCUUGCAAACAGAUAAUAUUCUAUUAAUGCAGAAAGAUCUUCAAUUCAACAAGGAAAUAUUGAAUGAUUUUAAUAAAGCAUUAGAUUAUGUUCUAUCGGUGAUCGAUGAAAAAGAAGACAAUAAACAACAUCGAACUAUUGAUACAAGAGAUAGAACUGAUAAUGUUGAUCAAUAUGCCACAGGAAAUAUUCGUGAUGGUCAAGAAUCUCCAUCAAGAAUAGGAUGGGAUGAUGAUGAUUCUGAUGAACAACGAACUCAAUGGAAACAUUCAACGCUGAAUGAUAGUUAUAAUCGUCAAGACUAUAAAAAACAUGGUGAUACUGAUUAUAAUAAUAGAAAAUAUAUUGAUAAUCGAUUGCCUAAACCAAGUUUUCGUAAAAGUAAAUAUGAAGAUUUUGAUCAACAUUAUCGACGUAAUUGGAAAGAAGAACAAAAACAUAUCGAUGGUGAAUGGUACAAUAAUGAAGAUGUAUUCGAUGAUAAAUUGAAUCCAUUGAUAAAUAUUGGUGAAGAACGAAAGAAGAAAUGUAUAUCUGCACAAGAACGACCAAUAAAUCAAGAUAUCAAAAAAUGGAAAAAAAAUCAAAUGAUUCAAAGUGAUGUUGUAUCAAAAUUAAAUUAUGGACAAGAUUUUGAUGAUGAUAGUAACAGUCGUGUACAUUUACUUCUUACAAAUAUUGUUCCACCAUUUCUUGAUGAUCAAUUAGGAUUUAUUCAACAAUUUAAACCAGUUAUUCCUGUUAAAGAUUCAGCAUCAUAUAUGGCAGUUAUUGAUCGUAAAUGUUGUCAAUCAGUACAAAAAUAUCGUGAACAAAAAGAACAACGUUUAGCACAAGAAAAAUUUGAAUUAGGUGGAAUUAAAUUAGGAAAUAUAUUAGGUAUAAAAUGUCAUGAUCAAAAAAAUGACCAAUCAGAAGAUAUUGAUUAUAAAAAAUCACAAAAAUUUGCUGAACAUAUGCAAGAAAAAACAGAUGCUAUUUCAGACUUUGCUAGGAAAAGAACUAUUGAUGAACAAAGAAAAUUUUUAUCAAUUUAUGCUAUUCGAGAUGAUCUAUUAAAAAUUAUUAGAGAAAAUAAUAUUAUUAUAUGUGUUGGAGAAACUGGAUCAGGUAAAACAACACAAAUGACUCAAGUAAGUUUUAAAAAAAAA